Onychostoma macrolepis is the source of this 2198-nucleotide messenger RNA. RefSeq names its product RASD family member 2b (gene rasd2b). The coding region runs from base 1 to 1221 and encodes 406 amino acids. Gene Ontology annotation, molecular function: GTP binding; GTPase activity. Lineage: Eukaryota; Metazoa; Chordata; Actinopteri; Cypriniformes; Cyprinidae. The record is from RefSeq and is a predicted model, not a curated record. The transcript has 2 exons.
AUGACGCGCGCGGGGGUAUAUAAGCAGCGCGCCGCGAGCGCACCGAGGUACUUCUCCAGAGCGCACAAGCAGAGGUGGAUGUAUCCGAUCGAUAUCAAACAGAUCUGCCUGUCUUCAAUGUGCCCUGUCAUGGAGCAGAGCGUCAAAGCGGCCGCAGCCCUGCAGGCGAUCCAGACGCGCAGCUCGCCAGGCGUCCUGCUCGCGUACAAAAGCGCGACGCAAAGACUCGGCGCGACCGGGUUCAGCGUCAGCACGCUCUCCAAAGCAGGACUGGGAAUCAUCAAACUGGCCACGACGCAGCUGAAGCAGCAGGAACAGAAGGCGCGGGUGGUGCGUGCGUCCAGUCUGGGUAAAGCGCACCCCACGUCCGUCGAUAAAAAGUCCCCUCUGGACCAACUCGCCGCGCUUGUCCUGCAUGGUAACGCACGCCUCCAGCCGCUGGCGAACGAGUCGCAUGUCCCCAAGCCGCAGAACUGCAGGCGCAUCGUGGUGCUCGGCGCGCCGCGCGUCGGCAAGACCUCCAUCCUGCGCCGCUUCCUGCGCGACGGCUUCGAGGAGCGAUACGAGCCCACGAGUGAGGAUUUCCACCGCAAACUCUACCAAAUCCGCGGAGAGACUUACCAGAUAGACAUACUGGACGCGUCCGGAGAGAGGAGCUUCCCCGCCAAGAGGAGACUGUCCAUCCUGACCGGUGAUAUAUUCCUGCUCGUCUUCAGUCUCGACGACCGCGGCUCGUUUGAGGAAGUGCGCGCUCUGCACUCAGAGAUCGUUGCGGCCAAAACGGCGCUGCACCGAUCCAAGCAGAAGGCGUGCGUGCCGACGGUGGUCUGCGCGAACAAGGUGGACUUGCCCUCGGAGCAGCGCGCGGUGUCGCGGACCGAGGUACUGCGUGCGCUCGGUAGCGGCUGCGCUCUGUUCGAGACCUCCGCCAAAGACAGCGUGAAUCUGGAGCAGGUGUUCGAGGCGCUGGCGCGGCACGGCGGGCUCCCCCUCGAGACCGGACCUUCGCAGCACCGCAAAGUGUCCAUCCGCUCGUACCAGGCGCUGCGGGCGGCGCGGCAGGCGGAGAGAGGAAGCAAAGCGGCGGCGUGCGACGCUCCGUGCGGGGCGCUCUUCCCGCUGGCCCGCAGACCGAGCUUCGGCACCGACCUGCGGCUGGUCCUCGGGCCCAACGCCGGCAGAAAACAGAGCAAAGCGCUGGACAAGUGUCAGAUUCAGUGAAACAACUCAGACUGAGAGAAAGAGAACCGCUCUCAACAAAGACACUGACGACAUAGCAGAUACUUUGAUGUGUGUUUACCAGAACACAACACAGUUUAUUCAUCUUUUGGAGAUCGAUCGGAACCAUUUUUAUACAUUAUAUGUGACCCUGGAGCACAAAAGCAGCCAUAAGUAGCACAGUAUAUUUGUAGCAAUAGCCAACAAUGCAUUGUAUCGGUCAAAAUUAGCUAUUUUUCUUUUGUGCCAAAAAUCAUUGAGAUAUUAAGUAAAGAUCAUGUUCCAUGAAAAUAUUUAGCAAAUUUCCUACUGUAAAUAUAUCAAAACUUAAUUUUUCAUUAGUAAUAUACAUUGCUAAGGGCUUCAUUUGGACAACUUUAAAGGCGAUUUUCUCAAUUAUUUUGCACCCUCAGAUUCCAGCUUUUCAAAUAGUUGUAUCUCACCCAAAUAUUGUCCGAUCCUAACAAACCCUACAUCAAUGGAAAGCUUAUUUAUUCAGCUCAAUUAAAAAAAAACUGACCCUUAUGGCUGGUUUUGUGGUCCAGGGUUACAUAUAUAAAAUUGACCAUUGCAUUUUAAUCCUGGCCCAUAAAAUGCAUUAUGUUGCAUAUGCUAUCAUCGCAAAGCCAUUCAAAUAAUUCUUACAGAUGUACAGAGUCAUUUUAAUUCUACUCAAUGCAUUUUAAUGUGGGAGGAACAAUGAAGCAUUUAUGUAAACUUUAGGUUUAACAUGACAGAUCUGCAUCGCAAACCCCCCGUUGAAGACCUCUGCCAUAUUUAAUGACUUGAAUUAAAAUACUGUGAUUUUGUCUGAGACAUGACGAACUGAAUUGACUCGAGGCCACUUUUAUCACUCAGAGCCUCGUUUUUAUGGUGUCUUCUGAUGAAGAUCUACAGAGAAUGACUGAAAAGUCUGUUGAGUGACUGGUUUGUUUGAAUGCAUGAGAUGCUGUAUAAUAUGUGUAACAUUUGAAAUAAAA